Molecule: messenger RNA, 1497 nt
Organism: Cyclocybe aegerita
Lineage: Eukaryota; Fungi; Basidiomycota; Agaricomycetes; Agaricales; Hemipholiotaceae
Source: the annotation of a GenBank genome assembly
AUGGACAAGGGCCCUCUACGCAGUUCUGCAUCUGGCAGCAGUGAUCACGAGAAACGCCGUGAGUCGGGAAUAAGCAGCAGUAGCAGCAGCGAAAACCCGCCUCCGGUGAUCGUGGUCGAUCCAGCCUUGGAGAGGGUCUGGCGGAAACUGGAUAUGUGGAUCCUGCCAGUGGUGACGAUGUUUUACCUCUUGUCGUUUUUGGACCGGUCCAAUAUUGGCAACGCUCGCGUAGCUGGGUUGCAAAAGGACCUCAAGAUGACGAACAAAGAAUACAGUAUCGCGUUGACCGUGACCUACGUCCCGUACAUUGCGGCCGAACUACCCUCUAAUCUCCUUCUCCGAAUUGUGGGCCCGGACUUAAUGCUACCGACAAUGCUGACCCUGUGGGGAAUCGUAACGACCCUCCAAGGCGUCGUUCGCACUUACCAUGGCCUUUUGGCGUGUCGUUUCUUCUUGGGCCUUCUUGAAGGGGGUGUCUUCCCUGGACUCGUGCUCUACUUGUCCUUCUUCUACCCUCGCCAGCGUCUGCAAUGGAGGAUAUCUGCCUUUUUCUCGGCCGCUUCAGUGUCGGGUGCCUUCUCUGGGUUGCUUGCGUUCGGAAUAAUUAACAUGAAUGGGAUCGGACACCGGCCUGGCUGGGCUUGGAUUUUUAUUCUCGAAGGGCUUGUCACCUUCGCCUUCGGCCUCAUUUCGUUCGCGCUUCUGCCCCGCUCUCCCGCCCACGCGCGCUUCUUCAGCCAGGCGGAGAAGGAUUAUGUCAUUACGAAGCUUAGAGAAGAUGGCGCGACGGCGAAGAAUGAAGCGAGUGACAGGUUCAGCUGGCGAGAAGUCGGCAUGGCGUUCACGCUUCCUCAGGUCUGGAUGCUGGCUAUUGUGUUCUUCUUCGAUGGUACCGUCCUGUACGGUCUAGCAUACUUCACGCCCUCGAUUGUGCAAGGACUCGGGUACACUGCGUCUCGAGCUCAGCUUAUGAGUGUUCCACCUUUCGCGGUAGCAUUUUUCCUGACGAUGAUUGGCGCUUACAUAUCCGAUCGUUAUCGAUGUCGUGGAUUUACGUCCAUGUUUUCUACGCUUCUUUGCGUAAUCGGCUUUGGAAUGUUCCUUGGUUCCGCCAAGCAUCACAUCCAAUAUGCCUCCUUGUUCUUCUCCAUCCCUGGCACCUACCUCGCAGCCGCGACGCUCUCGACGUGGAGCGCGAACAAUGCGACACCUCACACGCGUCGUGCGACCGCUAUCGCAAUCGGGUUCAUAAUGACCAACUCGGGCGGGAUUCUAGCGACCUGGCUUCUAGGGUCCCUUUCCGCCGCUCCGCGAUACAUCCUCGCCACGCGCGUUCUGCUUGCAUUUUCGGUGUUGAUGGUCGUCAUCAGCGGCCUCAACACAUGGUACCUGUGGGAUCAGAACAAGAAGAAAGCGGAAACUCGGAGGAAUAGUACGAUUGCCCAAGAAAAACCGGGCCUGGGAGACCGCUCUGCUUGGUUUGAGUACGCUUUAUAG